This is a messenger RNA of Cotesia congregata, 411 nucleotides long. NCBI's taxonomy places the organism in Eukaryota, Metazoa, Arthropoda, Insecta, Hymenoptera, Braconidae. The record is from the annotation of a GenBank genome assembly.
AUGCAUCUGUUAAACUCUGGUGGAUCAAUCUGCAGAAAAGAACAUCAACUUGCUGCGAAGAGUGACGUCUGUCAACAUGUAAUCCUUCGUCUGCCACUGGGAACCUUGCAGCAACGGCCAACCGCCCAGUUGCUCAAAGACGUGGAACAAGCUCUUGACAACUUGUUCCCCAAUGGCUGCUAUAAAACAGUGCCAAAAGGUCUUGUAGACGUCAUCAAUCAGCUGGAAGGGUCUAAUCCCCUUGGAAACGGUUCCUUCCUCGAUCAAAUCCGUUAUACGAGUGGUAAUUAAAUUAGUAAAGGUGAUAAUACCUAGUUUCGGAGCAAGUCUGUUCGAGGAACCGCACACAAAACGGUAGGAAUUGUCACAAGGAUUCGCUGUGGUGUUAAGGUUGUUUCUUAUCAUCAAAGC